Molecule: messenger RNA, 629 nt
Organism: Castor canadensis (American beaver)
Lineage: Eukaryota; Metazoa; Chordata; Mammalia; Rodentia; Castoridae
Gene: Sst
Product: somatostatin
Biological process (GO): regulation of cell migration
Cellular component (GO): extracellular region
Molecular function (GO): hormone activity
Source: RefSeq, a predicted model, not a curated record
GGGAGACGGUGGAGAGCACACAAGCCUCUUAGGAGACGAGAGGUUCAGAGCCGUCGCUGCUGCCUGCUGAUCGGCGUCUGGAGUUUGACCCACCGCUCUCCAGCUUGGCUCUCUGCACGGCCAAGAUGCUGUCCUGCCGCCUCCAGUGCGCGCUGGCCGCGCUCUCCAUCAUCCUAGCCCUGGGCGGUGUCACCGGCGCGCCCUCGGACCCCAGACUCCGUCAGUUUCUGCAGAAGUCCCUGGCUGCUGCCGCAGGAAAGCAGGAACUGGCCAAGUACUUCUUGGCAGAGCUGCUGUCUGAGCCCAACCAGACGGAGAAUGAUGCCCUGGAACCUGAAGAUUUGUCCCAGGCUGCAGAACAGGAUGAGAUGAGGCUGGAGCUGCAGAGAUCUGCUAACUCAAACCCAGCCAUGGCACCCCGAGAACGCAAAGCUGGCUGCAAGAAUUUCUUCUGGAAGACGUUCACAUCCUGUUAGCUUUGUUAAUUAUUAUUGUCUACAUCAGACCUCUGACCCUUCUCCUUCAAACCCCAUCUUUCUUCCCUAAUCCCCCAAAUCCUCAGCAAGACCCCUGCAUUAGCAAUUGAAGACUGUAAAUAUAAAAUAAAAUUAUGGUGAAAUUAUGGAAAA